AUGAAUCGUAUCGCUUCUCCGCCACCUUCAGGAUACAUCUCCGGCAUCGUCCUCCACGUCGAUGCGUACGGUGAACAACUACCUGAGGCCCUCACAUACUACAAAGCGCACACACAAUACAUUGCAAUAGGGCGCAGGCCUACCCAACAGAAGGGUGCCUCCGGAGACGAUAAUCGUGCAUUGUUCCGAUGCGCUGUGGUUAGCCGGAAGCAUGCCAAGAUCACCUUUACAGAGUUCGGAAAUGCCUACAUUAUUGAUCUGCACUCUCAUCAUGGCACCCACAUCCUGAGACCAGGGGACACCGUCUCCAGAAUGAUUGAACCCGAAUCACCUACUGUGUUAGCCGAUGGAGAUAUGCUUACUUUUGGCAAGAGCGUUGGAAAAGACAAUUCCCUCGUCCGACCGGUCACUGUCCGCGUGAAGCUUAUAUUCGGGUCUCAACCCGUGUUAGCUCCUCUUGACUUUGAGGCAACUCCUCAACCUAUGGAGAGGGUAUCUUCAAGAUUUAGCUCGAGGCGUUAUGGUAUUCCUCUGUCUACCGACGUAUCCUCUUCUUCGGACGGCGAAUCCGAUAUCGAAGAGGUGACUGAAGUGGUGUCCCCGCCCUCUUCACUUCUUCCUGUGCAGGCGCCCUGUACGUCCGGCUACUGUUCUUCUCUCGCAACAGGGAGAUUGGCGCUACUUCGACGUCUAUUGCCACCCAUACACUCCUCUUUGAAUUCCAGGGACUCGCCUCGUUCUGUCUCUCCAGAUGUAGACCAUCUCUCGUUCUUCGAAGAGGAGAUGACAGAUGUUGCCGUCCGGAACUGUGUUCGUGAAGCUUUAGAAAUAUCCGAACAAGCAGCAGACAUCCCGCCGCCGCCUUUUAUACGUGACCUUCUGCUAGCUGAGCCGAACGUCGUCGGUGCUUAUCCUGACUCACCCAUUCGUCCGGUCUCUCCGACGUCGGAUGUCCAUCCGUCCGUUGAAGAACCAUUGGAGAUGGCCGUUGACUGUCACAAUUAUCCAAUUUCCGAGAGGGAUGACUACAUGGAUCGCGUACUAGCAGAGGGUUGCGAUCUGGAUUUCGAGCCGUCGGUGUCAGAUUGCAGAACUUCGGUUCAGAACGAGCAUUCUCCGUUCAUCUCUAAUGCAGGGAAUGGGGCAGACGACAUUACUGAGAGAAUAGCUGGGGAAGAAUCGUUGCCAUUGCCCUCUGUGGAGGUUGGGUUUGGCCAGGGUGUAGCUGAACACGAUGAAGGUGUGCAUAGCUACCCUACACCGUCCCCAGAACAAGGUCACUGCUGCGUUCCAAGUUGUCGCGGAAAUACUGUGGAUUCACCUGCAGAUGGGGCAGACGCAUCCGUUGCCAUCGCUUCCCUCGAACGCCAGAUCAACAACGCCUGCGAUGACAUCACACUGCUUCGUAUGACUAGACGUGAAAACGAAGACCUUUUCCAGGAGCACGUCCGUCAAACAAAGGCUCGUUUGGACGACCUGCGCGAUCACAUGGAUAUUCACAUCAUGUCAAACGUCCACGUAAAUACUUCAAAUCUCACAAAUAUGCAAUCACGUCUGGACGGUCUACAGGAGAAGAUGGAACACAUGGAGUCACGCCUCGCUAGCAAAGAUCAAUGUACAGUAGAGCCAGAAGUUGAGAUUGACGGCCACAAGGCAUUAUUGGAAGAAGUAAGAGCUUUACGAGAAGAGACUGCUCAACAGAUAGCUAUUGAAUUCGAGGCCAUAAAAGCGGCUCGUCUUGACGCUGAAGCCGCCGUCACUAAAGCGGUUGCGGACGCACAACUCCAAAUGGCUGCGAGCCGCAUGAAACGCAAGUUUUCGGACCUUGAAGACACACAAGACUCACACUCCGUGCAAGACAAUGGUAGCCCGAGCGAGCGACCGGUCAUACAACUGUCGAAACGCCGGAAGACUAUGAAGGUUGUAUCUAGGAUCGCCCAGACAGCUACUGUUGCUACUGUUGGUGCGAUUGCAGCGUGGGCUGCUUUGGCGUUUGCUUGA
Messenger RNA from Sparassis crispa, 2001 nucleotides. RefSeq lists its product as hypothetical. The transcript is spliced from 6 exons. Bases 1 to 2001 code for a protein of 666 amino acids. The record is from RefSeq and is a predicted model, not a curated record. NCBI's taxonomy places the organism in Eukaryota, Fungi, Basidiomycota, Agaricomycetes, Polyporales, Sparassidaceae. Gene Ontology annotation, molecular function: protein binding.